UUCGGUUCCUUAUCCGGGGACUGAGUUGCUCCGUGUGAUUGGCCGGCGGAGUCACAUGGUGAAAGUAACUUUACAGGGUCGCUAGCUAGUAGGAGGGCUUUAUGGAGCAGAAAAACGACAAAGCGAGAAAAAUUAUUUUCCACUCCAGAAAUUAAUGAUCAUGAGCUCGUAUUUGAUGGACUCUAACUACAUCGAUCCGAAAUUUCCUCCAUGCGAAGAAUAUUCGCAAAAUAGCUACAUCCCUGAACACAGUCCGGAAUAUUACAGCCGGACCAGGGAAUCGGGAUUCCAGCAUCACCACCAGGAGCUGUACCCACCACCGCCUCCGCGCCCUAGCUACCCUGAGCGCCAAUAUAGCUGCACCAGUCUCCAGGGGCCGGGCAAUUCGCGAGGCCACGGGCCGGCCCAGGCGGGCCACCACCACCCCGAGAAAUCACAGCCGCUCUGCGAGCCGGCGCCUCUCUCAGGCGCCUCCGCCUCCCCGUCCCCAGCCCCGCCAGCCUGCAGCCAGCCAGCCCCUGACCAUCCCUCCAGCGCCGCCAGCAAGCAACCCAUAGUCUACCCAUGGAUGAAAAAAAUCCACGUUCCCCCAGUGAACCCCAAUUAUAAUGGAGGGGAACCCAAGCGCUCCAGGACAGCCUACACUCGGCAGCAAGUCUUGGAAUUAGAGAAAGAGUUUCAUUACAAUCGCUACCUGACCCGAAGGAGAAGGAUCGAGAUCGCCCAUUCGCUGUGCCUCUCUGAGAGGCAGAUCAAAAUCUGGUUCCAAAACCGUCGCAUGAAAUGGAAGAAGGACCACCGACUCCCCAACACCAAAGUCAGGUCAGCGCCCCCGGCCGGCGCUGCGCCCAGCACCCUCUCAGCAGCCACCCCGGGCACUUCUGAAGACCACUCCCAGAGCGCCACGCCGCCGGAGCAGCAACGGGCAGAGGACAUUACCAGGUUAUAAAACAUAACUCACAUCCUGCCCCCACCCCAUGCCCCCAUCCGCCCCUCACACACAAAUUGACUCUUAUUUAUAAAUUUAAUAUAUAUAUAUAUAUUUUGGUUCUUUUCUCUCUUCCUCCCACUUUAUCCCUUGUCAAUUCCAAACAGACAAAACAGAUAAACAAACAAGUCCCCUGCCCUUCUCUCCCUUCCACUGUUAAGGACCCUUUUAAGCAUGUGAUGUUGUCUUAGCAUGGUACCUGCUGGGUUUUUUUUUUCUUAAGGCCAUUUGGGGGGGUUAUUUAUUUUUUAAGGAAAAAACUGAAAAAAUUAUAUAUUGCAAGAUGUGAUGGUCUGGUUUGGGUGAAUUUCAGGGGAAAUGAGGAAAAGAAAAAAGGAAAGAUUUUUAAACCAAUUCUCCUCCUUCUCCUCCUCCUCCUCCUUCCCCCCUCUUUCCUUAGGCCGUUUGCAUUGAAAAUGCACCAGGGGAGGUUAGUGAGGGGGAAGUCAUUUUAAGAAGAACAAAGCUAUGAAGUUCUUUUGUAUUAUUGUUGUGGGGGGAGGCUGGGAGGAGAGGGGGGAAGACAGCAGACAAAGCUAAAUGCAUCUGGAGAGCCUCUCAGAGCUGUUCAGUUUGAGGAGCCAAAAGAAAAUUGAAAUGAACUUUCAGUUCCGAGAGGCAGUCUGUAGGUAGAAUCCCCCCACCCCCAUUGUGGUUAUUGUGUUUUUGGACUGAAUUUACUUGAUUAUUGUAAAACUUGCAAUAAAGAAUUUUAGUGUCGAUGUGAAAUGCCCCGUGA
Molecule: messenger RNA, 1727 nt
Organism: Hipposideros armiger (great roundleaf bat)
Lineage: Eukaryota; Metazoa; Chordata; Mammalia; Chiroptera; Hipposideridae
Gene: HOXC4
Product: homeobox C4
Exons: 2
Coding region: 155-949 (264 amino acids)
Biological process (GO): anterior/posterior pattern specification; positive regulation of transcription by RNA polymerase II; embryonic skeletal system morphogenesis
Cellular component (GO): nucleoplasm; nucleus
Molecular function (GO): RNA polymerase II cis-regulatory region sequence-specific DNA binding; DNA-binding transcription factor activity, RNA polymerase II-specific
Source: RefSeq, a predicted model, not a curated record